Messenger RNA from Brassicogethes aeneus, 1958 nucleotides. NCBI's taxonomy places the organism in Eukaryota, Metazoa, Arthropoda, Insecta, Coleoptera, Nitidulidae. The record is from the annotation of a GenBank genome assembly.
ACAUUUACUCGUUCCAGUAACAAAACAAAACUCUCAGAACACGUUUCGAAACGUGAUGCAAUUUAUUUAGUCAGCUCGCUAAUGCUUUUUAAACAGAGCAAACUUUAAUUUACAAUUAUGAAGGUCGAGGUCUUACUUAUCAACUACACCGCGAUUCGCAGAGUCAUGUGAAUUUUUAGCUGUUUGUGUUAAAUUUUAACAAGAUCCCGUAUUAUUUUAUAAUGUAUUUCUACAUUUUAGUUGCCCUAAUAAUAUGGCUCGUUAUCCAGAUGAACAGACUUGUUGAGGCACUCAACAAAAAAGGCGACGGCAUAGCUAAUAAAGUGAUCGGCAAAAAAAGUGGUGACCCAGAGCCGCAGAUUGCGACGAGGAAAGUGAAAAUAAAAAGUCUCUAUCGGCGGAACAAACCGGAAGCUAAGAAAGAUAAGUACCCGUUUAAAAGUUACUACGCCAAACCAGACCUCGCAGAAGAAACAGACAUUCCCGUUAUACGCAAAAGUGAUUCGUCUUCGAGCAUAGAUAAGAUAGAAAAAGAGUUAUCUUAUUUCGUAAUGGAGAAGAAACGAGGUGUAUUUUCUAUUUUUAGACGAAGCAAGUCGACAACAAGCACAUCAAAGUUAAAACCCAGUGAUGAAAGUGAUAAGAAGUUUAGCACGUUAAGUCCACAAUCAACGAAGAAAAUCACCAAAGAGGAUGAGGUGCGAUACGCCAAAAACCACAUACAAAAAUUCAACAAAAUCAAAGAUCGAUUCGAGAAUGAACCCGUGGAAAACAAUAACGAUAUAAAACGAGACUCCAAGACUUUAAUAUUGCAAGAUAUUAGAGAUAACUUGGAAAGACAGGUGGAAACGCAAAAAGAAAUUAAACAUAGCUCUAGAAGACCUCAAAAUAAACAAACUUUUGAUACUAUAGAUGUUGUGACGAUAAGAAAACAUGAAAAACCAACACCAAAUCCCAAACCUGUGUACAUAGAAAACAAUACAAAAGUAGUAUCUUCACCUAAGCUUAAAAUACCUUCCAACAGAGUCAUAGAGCAAUUACGGCCUAGAACCCCAACUAAAAAUACCAACAGGAUUAUUUUUAACGAAGACCAACAAAUUCAGAAGAAACCACUAGCUAAAACCAGAAGUUUAAACCACAAUCACCCAGAGGGACUUGUGUUUAACUACGAUCAAAAUGCUAUAGCUAAAUUACAACACCAAAACGAUAUGAGCCCUAUACCAUAUACACCUAGCCCUCCAGCAAAUAAAAAUCUUAUGAAGAAAAGCGUGGAAGCAUACUACUGGAGGGAAUUAAGAAAAAUGCAGGAGGAGGAACUUAGUAGGGAGUUAGAGUACAACCAAAGAAUACACGGUUACUUGAACUCCCAACUGAAAAGUAAUAGUAUGUCCCCUAUUUCUCAAAGAAAUACUAGACAAUAUUACCCAGAUGAAGUAUAUUCCCCUAUCUAUGAAGACGUACCCAUCGUUAGAAGGAGCAGCUUAAUGGAAAACCCUACACAAAUGCAGUACAAUAGACCUGCUAGUAGUAGUACCAUAAAUUCUAGAUACAUGUUAGUACCAAUCAAACAAAAUGAAGUCUACUAUUCCGACGAUGAAUACGCCAGACCAUACGUGCAACAACGACCCAGGAUAAGAAGACCAACACCGCAAAACAACCAAACCUACUAUCAUCCCCAGAACAGCAUAAGGAGAUCGUACACCCCUUCCAUCAGUGGUGCUAGUGCUAGUGCCAGUACUAUAUACGACUACCCGGGAAAUGUUCAUCAACAAAUUAGGUUAAGUUACGCCCAACCUCAACACAAAAAUACCAUUCAGCACACACAAAACGGCGUAUAUGGGACUGUGCAAAAUAAUCCGCAGUUUGUGAGAAAUACACGUUUUACUUCUAGUAUGGGUAACAUGCAGAAUUACCCGCGUGGUUCCCAAAACCAUGCGAUUUAUGGGCGGCUUGUUUAA